CAUAUAUAUCAGUUGUAAGAUUUCUGAUUUCCUAUUUCGAGUGUUAGGGUUUGCGUGUAGCUUGAAUUUCAUGGAAGCUUCAGCUUCUGCGUCUUCAAAUUCUAAUAGCAAUAGCUCAAGGAUUCGUUAUUUCAGCUGUAAUCCCUUUAGGCGUUGUUGUCGCUGUUUCUGUUGUUUCUACGCAUAUCCUUGAGUUUGAAGUUCCUGGUUUUGUUUAAUAGUUUGUUUUUUUGAAGUUUUCAAAUGGAUCUAUCGCAAGCUCAAUCAGGUCUAUCGCUUGGGUUUCACUCGCACUCAUCCUUGAAUCCGAUUCCGUUGCAAUUACUUGAUCAGAAGGAAGAGAAUCCAGUUGAGAAAGAUGAAGAUCAGACCGAAGAAGUGGAGAAUUUUAGCAUUUUGGGUCAUCCAAUGUGUAUAAAGAGGCAAAGAGAUUGUCAAUCAUCGUCCUCCUCCUCGUCAUCACCCAACCCUCCUAAGCGAGUCGCCAUGGAACCGGGGCUUGAGAGUCGACGAGCUAAGGUUCGAGGCUGGGGCAACCAAUCACUUCCUAUGGCGGACUCAGAAAUUCAUGAAAUUAUGGAGAAAGAGAAGCAGAGGCAGGUGAAAGGAAUCGAACUUAUAGCCUCGGAGAAUUUUGUUUGCCGUGCAGUGAUGGAAGCUCUAGGUAGCCACUUGACGAAUAAAUACUCUGAGGGACUUCCCGGGGCGAGAUACUACACUGGAAAUCAGUAUAUUGACCAAAUUGAAUCACUAUGUUGCAGUCGGGCAUUAGCGGCCUUUGGGCUUGAUUCUGAUAAAUGGGGCGUUAAUGUGCAGCCAUAUUCAUGUACAUCCGCGAAUUUUGCUGUUUACACGGGGCUUUUACUACCAGGGGACCGGGUUAUGGGUCUGGACUCACCUUCUGGAGGGCAUUUGAGUCAUGGAUAUUAUACGCCGGGAGGAAAAAAGGUGUCUGCUUCGUCGAUUUUCUUUGAGACUUUGCCUUACAAAGUGAAUCCACAAACUGGGUAUAUUGAUUAUGAUAAAAUGGAGGAGAAGGCGACGGAUUUUAGACCCAAGAUACUCAUUUGUGGUGGAAGCUCAUACCCAAGGGAAUGGGAUUACGCCAGGUUUAGGCAAGUUGCAGAUAAGAUUGGAGCAGUAUUGAUGUGUGACAUGGCUCAUAUCAGCGGCCUUGUGGCAGCUAAGGAAGCUGCAAGUCCAUUUGAUUAUUGUGAUAUUGUCACUUCCACAACUCACAAAAGUCUUCGAGGUCCCAGAGGAGGAAUUAUUUUUUAUCGGAAAGGGCCAAAAUCAAGGAAGCAAAACAUGCUUCUUAGUCAUGACAGUGGUAGUGCCCAGUAUGAUUUUGAAGAAAAGAUAAACUUUGCAGUUCAUCCGUCAUUACAAGGUGGUCCUCACAAUAAUCAUAUUGCUGCUCUUGCCAUAGCCUUGAAACAAGUAGCUACUCCGGAGUACAAAGCAUACAUGCAACAGGUGAAGAAAAAUGCCCAGGCAUUAGCAUCUGCCUUGUUGAGAAGAAAAUGCAGACUGGUGACUGGGGGUACUGAUAACCACUUGCUGCUCUGGGAUCUAACUACUCUAGGCUUGGCAGGCAAGAACUAUGAGAAGGUAUGUGAAAUGUGCCACAUAACGAUAAAUAAGGUUGCUAUCUUCGGUGACAAUGGUGCCAUUUGUCUUGGUGGAGUGAGAAUUGGCACUCCUGCUAUGACAUCAAGAGGCUGUUUAGAGGGUGAUUUUGAAACUAUUGCGGACUUUCUUCUUAGGGCAGCACAGAUAACAUGUGCAGUACAAAGGGAAUAUGGGAAAUUCCAGAAAGAUUUGCCCAAGGGUCUUCAGAACAGUAGAGAUAUUGUUGAGCUCCGAAACCGGGUUGAGACAUUUGCUUCCCAGUUUGCAAUGCCAGGAUUCGACUUUUGAAUCUAUAGAAGAGUGCAAAUGGAAUGCAUCCUUCCCAUUCUUCAUGCUACCUUUAUGGUAACCUGCCCAUUUUUCCCCAUAAAAUAUUUUUCAUUCAUCCGAUGUAAAUUACAAAGAUAGUUGAGUCUUCUAGAUACCUUGAAAGCAUAUAGCAUUUUCAAAUUUUGAACUGAAUUUUCCUGAUUUUGUAAAUCUUACAAGAAUCAGUAAAAAAACUUUGUGAAAGUACAGUUAUAUAUUUAUUUAAGUUCUUGCAAUUAUUGUGUGUC
Messenger RNA from Manihot esculenta (cassava), 2189 nucleotides. Its product is annotated as serine hydroxymethyltransferase 7. Gene Ontology annotation, biological process: tetrahydrofolate interconversion; L-serine catabolic process; folic acid metabolic process. Gene Ontology annotation, molecular function: cobalt ion binding; pyridoxal phosphate binding; zinc ion binding. The record is from RefSeq and is a predicted model, not a curated record. The transcript has 4 exons. Bases 244 to 1920 code for a protein of 558 amino acids. Lineage: Eukaryota; Viridiplantae; Streptophyta; Magnoliopsida; Malpighiales; Euphorbiaceae. Gene Ontology annotation, cellular component: cytoplasm.